AUGGAGCUGCCUUUGGGUUAUUCUAAACAUAAGGAUCUUGCAAAGGGAGGACAACCAGUAUGCAAACUUCACAAGUCCAUCUAUGGUCUUAAACAAGCAUCUCGACAAUGGUUUUCUAAGUUCUCCCAGAUUCUUAUUCUUCAUGGCUUUCAGCAAUCAAAGUCUGAUUACUCUUUAUUUACUAAAGGAUCUGGGAACACAUUUGUUGUCUUGUUGGUAUAUGUUGAUGACAUCAUCAUCACUGGUCCAAACAUCAAUAUAAUUGACUCUUUGAAGGGAUUCUUACACAGCCAGUUUAAACUCAAGGAUCUUGGGGUACUGAAAUACUUCCUUGGUCUUGAAAUAGCCAGGUCUCAUAAUGGGAUUUUCCUCUCUCAACGAAAUUACACACUGCAACUUCUGGAAGAUGCAGGUUUCCUAGGCUGUAAACCAGCUAACUUACCGAUGAAUCCGAAAGCUCGCCUUAAUUCAUUUGAAGGUAAAUUAAUUGAUGAUUCAUCUCAGUACAGAAGAUUAGUUGGACGCCUACUCUACUUGACUAUAUCUCGACCAGACAUAACUUUUGUAGUUCACAAGCUCAGUCAAUUUGUUUCCCAGCCUCGCCAGCUGCACCUUGAUGUUGUCUAUCAUCUCUUAAGGUAUCUUAAGGCUGCUCCAGGUCAAGGGUUAUUAUUCUCUGCUUCUUCUUCCCUGCAACUUCGAGCUUUUGCGGAUGCUGACUGGGGAGCUUGCUUAGAUUCCAGAAAGUCGGUUACAGGCUUUUGUGUGUUCCUUGGGGACUCCUUGAUCUCUUGGAAGGCAAAGAAGCAGCAAACAUUGUCCAGAUCAUCUGCAGAAGCAGAAUACCGGGCAUUGGCUUCCACAGCGAGUGAAAUUGCUUGGAUCCAUCAAUUACUUCGUGAUUUCCAGAUUUCUUCCCCAACUUCGGCACUAAUAUUUUGUGAUAACCAAGCUGCAAUUCACAUAGCUAACAAUCCUAUCUUCCAUGAAAGGACGAAACACAUCGAGAUUGAUUGCCAUUACAUCCGUGAUAAAGUUACUGAAGGCUCCAUCAAACUUUUACCUGUCCGCACCCAGAAUCAGUUAGCAGAUGUUUUUACUAAAGCUUUACCAAGCAACUCUUUGUUUCCUCUACUGUCCAAGAUGGCCGUUACUGAUCUGCGUCGUCCACCUUGA
Molecule: messenger RNA, 1176 nt
Organism: Olea europaea var. sylvestris
Lineage: Eukaryota; Viridiplantae; Streptophyta; Magnoliopsida; Lamiales; Oleaceae
Exons: 1
Coding region: 1-1176 (391 amino acids)
Source: RefSeq, a predicted model, not a curated record